ACACCCCACACCCUUAUUUUAGUAUAUUUCUAUCAGAAAUUAAUUAAUGGGUGACGCAGUAUAAAUUAUAUUGUUAGUAUUCUUAACAUUUGUCCUCUAUUAUGCCCAUGAUGGAAAGACGUUUUAUUAUUAAAAAAUAGAGCUUGAAAUUUUCUACAAAACAAUAUAUGACACCGCCCGAAAACUGUUUUAGAUUUUUUUGAAAAAAGCUGAAAACUAAAGCCAUACAAAAAGCUGUAAAAACUAACGAGUUGAGCAUAAUGAAUGAUCACACUUUGCACCUCGUUUUUAUCGCUUCGCAGUAUUCGAAAAAUAAAAUAAACCAAAAGAUACUGUGUGAAAAACUCUAGAAUUUACAUAAGACCGCUUACUUUAUGGUUGUACUUUUGUUUUCAAAACAGAUAAUAUUUUUAGCGAUCAAAUUCAACAGUAUCAAAACGAGACCUUGUUUUUGUUCAAAAUGAAAUCGGUUUUUCUUAUUUCAUCUUGUUAUUACUUGAUAUGUUCUAUUUACAAAAAAGUAAAAUACACUACAAAAUGCUGAAAAAAAAGCUGUACAAUCUACAAAGAAUAAUUAUAGAAAAGUGAAAAAAGAAAAAAGAAAAAAACCAAUUCAUAUUGUGCCAAACAAAAAUCAUUUUUGCAUAGUCAAAAUCUGAUUCUUCACAAUAUUGUUCAUUUUGAAAUCAAAAAGUGCAACUAGGGUGUGGGUGUAACCAUAUGAUAGAUCAACAUUCACACGCACACCCCACACCCACAUCCACCCUUUCUAACAAUAAGUCAUUUUGGUCGAUUCAGCUGCAUUAAAAAUGAUAUCACCAUUAUCUCCAGUUAUACCAGGAAAAUCUCAUGUAUAAUUUUCAAUAACAUUUGAACCAACACAAAUUGGGCUUUAUCAAUGUUCGCUAUCAUAUAUAAUUAAUAAUUUUUAUCGACAUUAUGUUAAAAUAAUAGCUGAUGUUCAUUUACCAACUGUACAAUUAUCAACAGAUAAACUUCUUAUACGUUAA
Messenger RNA from Rotaria sp. Silwood1, 1010 nucleotides. The record is from the annotation of a GenBank genome assembly. Lineage: Eukaryota; Metazoa; Rotifera; Eurotatoria; Philodinida; Philodinidae.